AUGGCCCCGGGCAUGUCCAUUGAAGAGCCCGUCGUCCCCGGGCGACCCCUACCGGAGCCGUAUUACUUUGAGCAUGGUCUUCGUCGCGUCAAGCCCUACUACUGGGAAUACCACACGUACUGCAAGCAGCGGUGGCGGGGCCGCGAGCUGGUCGACAUCUUCACGUCCGAGUUUCGCGAUCGCCCUGAAGAGUACUACCGGAAGGCAAGGUCAAAGUCGACGGCAAAGUCGCCGGCCCCGCACCGCAUCCUCAAAAACGGCGAGAAGCUGCAGCACACGCUGCACCGGCACGAACCACCGGUGACGGGGCUCCCCAUCGGCAUCAUCCACGAGGACGACGACCUGCUGGUGAUCGACAAGCCGGCGGGCGUGCCCGUCCACGCCGCCGGCCGCUACCACUACAACUCGAUCAUCGAGAUCCUGCGCAAUGAGAACGGCGUUGAGUGGAUGCCGCGGCCCUGCAACCGGCUCGACCGGCUCACCUCGGGCGUCAUGUUCAUCGGCAAGACGGCCAAGGGCGCCGAGAAGAUGUGCGCCAAGCUGCAGCAGCGCACCGUGCAGAAGGAGUACAUCGCCCGCGUCAAGGGCCGCUUCCCGGAUGGCGUCGUAAUCUGCGACCAGCCCAUUAUGCAGGUCAGUCCGAAGCUGGGGCUAAACCGCGUGCGCGCGACGGGCAAGGACGCGAAGACCAAGUUCCGCCGCAUCGCAUACUACCCGCCGGCUGCCCCGGCAGCGGGCGAGGAGGACAGCCAGGGAGAAGGGGAGGAGCGUGCGGCAACACCGCCGCCCGCGCUGGCCAACGAAGACGAAGGCUACAGCAUCGUGCACUGUCUGCCGCUGACGGGGCGGACGCACCAGAUCCGGGUGCACCUGCAGUUCCUGGGCCACCCGAUCACGAACGACCCGAUCUACUCGAACCGGCGGGUGUUUGGCGAGGAGCUGGGCAAGAACGACAGCUCGGGCGAGCGCGACGAGGAGAUCAUGGAGAAGCUGUCGGCGAUGGGCAAGACGGAGGUGGCCGAGGUGCUGGAUGCCACGAGCUACCGCACGCUGAUCACGACGCCGCCGGCGGUGCCGCCGGGCACGUCGACCACGACGAUGGAGAUGAUCAUGUCGCGCGAGCAUGAGGCCGCCGUCGAGGCGUACCACAAGCGCAAGGGCGAGCGGCUGUCCGGCGAGACGUGCCCCGACUGCGGCACCGAGCUGUACACCGACCCGGGCGUGCACGAGCUGGGCAUCUUCCUGCAUGCGGUCGCGUAUGCCGACACCCAGGGCGACUGGAAGUACCGUAGCAAGAUGCCCUCGUGGGGCCUCCCGCCCAAAGGCUUCGAGGGACCGCGUGAGGCGCCCGAUUGGGUGCCUGUGCCGGAGAGCGAGGAGGUGGUGAUCGGGUGCGGUGCUGUGCCGGAGGGCAUGGAGGAAGAGGACGAUGGGAGGAAGAAGAAUGCGCCGGUGCUGCUGCGGGGCGUUGGGAUGGUUGAUCUUUCUGCGUAUGAGAAUGGGGUAGAGACGGCGACUACAUAG
Aspergillus terreus NIH2624 is the source of this 1524-nucleotide messenger RNA. RefSeq names its product pseudouridine synthase. The coding region runs from base 1 to 1524 and encodes 507 amino acids. Gene Ontology annotation, biological process: pseudouridine synthesis. Gene Ontology annotation, molecular function: pseudouridine synthase activity; RNA binding. NCBI's taxonomy places the organism in Eukaryota, Fungi, Ascomycota, Eurotiomycetes, Eurotiales, Aspergillaceae. The transcript is spliced from 2 exons. The record is from RefSeq and is a predicted model, not a curated record.